Plectropomus leopardus (leopard coralgrouper) is the source of this 1258-nucleotide messenger RNA. It is a transcript of the gene cd247, whose product is annotated as CD247 molecule. NCBI's taxonomy places the organism in Eukaryota, Metazoa, Chordata, Actinopteri, Perciformes, Serranidae. Gene Ontology annotation, biological process: cell surface receptor signaling pathway. The record is from RefSeq and is a predicted model, not a curated record. Gene Ontology annotation, cellular component: membrane. Gene Ontology annotation, molecular function: transmembrane signaling receptor activity.
UUCCUGUUCCACUCAGCGACAACGACAGCAGAAGAAGAAGCUUCAGUUGACGAGAUGGAUCCGCAGACGUGGAUGUGUGGUGUCCUGCUCCUCGCCGCCGUCUUUCCUCCCACAGCGGCGGGGUCGAUGUAUGACCCCCAGGUCUGCUACGUCCUGGACGGGUUCCUCGGCCUCUACGGACUCAUCAUCACCGGCAUGUUCAUCAAGGAGAAGUUCUUCAGGCCCAAAGGAAAGCCGACGGAGGAGAGCCUCUACAGCGACCUGAGGGGUCAGGAUACCGGAGGGUACGCCCCGUUGAUGAGGGACCCCGAGAGGGCCCGGAACCGCAGGAUGGCCGACGAUGACUCCACCUACACGCACCUGAACAAAAGUUCUGAGGGAGAAUAUAAAGAACUUCCUGUCAACAAACGAGAGCGUCAGAGGAAGAACGAGAAGGUGUACCAGGAUCUGAGCUCGGCCACCAGAGACACUUACGACUCCCUGCAGAUGCAGCCGCUCAGCCGCUAACGCCGCCGCCGCCUCACUUCCUGUCUGCCUCUCAGACGUCCUGUUUGUGUCGCCACAACAAACAGUCGAAACCAUUUUUAUUCCAUCCAUUGUUCUGAUCCGAAAACAGAAAUCUGUUUUUUAUUUUUAGCUUCACUUUCUUUUAAAGGCAUUUUUAAGGGGAUAAUUAAGGAACUGUAAUAUUUUAAGGGAUUAUUUUGGAUUAUUUUUAGAAACCGUCUUUAAUUAAUUAAUUUAUCAUCAUUUAACCCAAAAUUCCGCCCUUAUUUUUAAGAAAACCUUGAUUUAAAAAAUUGAUGUCCUUUUAAGGGAUUUUUACUUCUCUAAAACCCCUUAACGUUCACAGAAAACCGUUGGAAAUAAAAUAUUAAAUCCACACGAGCUGCAGUAAAGUUAUAUGAAUAUAAAUGUAGCUGUCUGUUUGUCAGGUGGAGAGGGAUCACAGUUAUUGAUCACCGAUCAGCUGAUAAUGUCAUGUAAUCAUGUGAUUUAUAAAUAUGUUUAAAAUCAUUAUUUUCUCCUGCGUCAAAACAUCGAACGUCACUGACAGAGUUUAUUGGUCAAUAACUCGUAUUUUUUGAUUACUGAUGUGAGUGUAAAUACACAAAAAUACAUUCUGUUGCAGUAUUGAUACUUUGGUGAAACAAUGAGCAGUUUUUCAGCUUAAAAGCCUCUAAAGUGCUGUUUGUUUUAUUAUUUUUUAUCAUCUUAAAUUUCUCUUUUAGUUGAGCUGCACCAAAAUUUAACAAUA